CCACCACCGAUCCCUACCUUGCUUAUUUACUAUGCUAUCAUAGAUGUCUAUGUGUAUAGGGGCCUAUCUUGCCGACAUUUUCUUCUGAAGUUUGAAUGGUGGUGUUUGUUGUGCAUUUGAAUCCACUCCACCAUCUCUAGUGGACGCUGCCUUGCAGCUGUCAGUAACCAAAUAAACAGAAAAAUUUGGUUUAGUUUAAAACCCUUUGGCUAAUUGUUCGUGAUAUUUGAUGUUAUAGCACGCAUUUCCGAUCAGGUAACUACCAAGAACUUCCUAUAAUUGCACUCUUCCUAGGCCUGUUUAACGUGCUCAAAAGUGAAUGUAUAUUUACUGAAGAAUGGCAAGAGGUCAGCAGAAGCUUCAGUCCCAAGCUAAAGCUGCAGAAAGAGCAGCUAAGCAGAAAAAACAGCAAGGACAUAGUGCCACUGAUCAAAAAAAAGCUGCCCAAAAAGCCUUAGUCCAUGUAUGUGCUGUUUGUAAGGCCCAAAUGCCAGAUCCAAAAACUUACAAACAGCAUUUUGAAAAUAAACACCCGAAAAACGAAGUGCCUGCCGAAUUGAAGGAUGUCUAAAUACCCAACGUCACGAUUGAAGCAAGCGUCACCAUUUGUGUUUCAAUCAUAGUGUUGAACGCUUCUGUUAUGUUUUAUAUAUAUACUAUCAGUUAAUUCACUCUGUUCUUGUGAUGACCAUUUCUCAAUUAAGAUGUCAUUUCCAAUGAACUGAAUAUGUAUUGGGUUAUAUAGAUGUAUUUUUUUUAUGUUUCUAACGGUGGUCAAAUGAUGUCCAAAGUAUUAUUAUUAGAUUUUAUUACAGUGGUGUGAUUUUUAGUAUCUUGUGCUAUUCCUAUACCCUGUAAUCGGCGCCAAAAAUGGAAAAUGUUUUUUCUAUAUAAACAAUAUAGAAAAUGUUGAGAAAAAAUGGCUUAGGCUUAAGCACACUUUCUAUUAUAGAUUUCUUUUUAUUGAUAUUGGUUAACGCAUUCUAUCUGAGGACAGCAAAAAAUGAGACGUGAGAGAUACUAGCGCCAUCUACGAGACAGUAGCAGAACACCAAAAUCAAUUUAUAAAUCUACGUUGACAAAUUAGUGCUUGGUUAGG
This is a messenger RNA of Acanthoscelides obtectus, 1099 nucleotides long. The record is from the annotation of a GenBank genome assembly. NCBI's taxonomy places the organism in Eukaryota, Metazoa, Arthropoda, Insecta, Coleoptera, Chrysomelidae.